Messenger RNA from Durotheca rogersii, 2205 nucleotides. Its product is annotated as Ima1 N-terminal domain-containing protein. Gene Ontology annotation, biological process: nuclear inner membrane organization. NCBI's taxonomy places the organism in Eukaryota, Fungi, Ascomycota, Sordariomycetes, Xylariales, Xylariaceae. Bases 1 to 2205 code for a protein of 734 amino acids. Gene Ontology annotation, cellular component: chromosome, centromeric core domain; nuclear inner membrane; microtubule organizing center attachment site. The record is from RefSeq and is a predicted model, not a curated record. The transcript is spliced from 3 exons.
AUGGCGACCUUACGGUCGAGAAGGUACUUGAGUUGCUUCUACUGUGGGAGGAGGUCUAAAUUGCGGUUUGAAGGCCAGGGGUCGUUCGACUGUUCCCACUGCGAUGCGACGAACUGGCUGGAUAAGAAUGGAGACAUCACAGACCCCCCAGCUACGACGACCUUGCCCGCCGAGCGUCCCCCAGUCCAGUAUGCCAUCGCCCGGCAAUCUACCCGCUCUCCGUCGCCACUGUUGUCCCCGGACCGAGCCGACUCUGUAUUCUGCGACACGUGUUUAAGGAACCAACAUAUGCUCACGAAUUCGCUGGCGCAAUUCGAGUGGCCGGACGACCAAAAUAGUAACGAAUAUGUCGCCCGGGAGCGGAGGUAUUGGGCACUUCGCAGAGACCUCGAGAAGAGAUACCCCCAAAUGUGUGCAGAUUGCGAGCCCAAGGUAGAGAAGAGACUGCACGAGGCUAGCUAUACGGCGCAGACCGACCACCUACGUCGAAUGAUGGACCGUACGCGAACGCAACGGCGUGAGGUGAAGAGAAGAGGGUUUUUGGAUGUUGUUGAUGCUGCGGGGAGGUGGAGCUGGUUGAUCGGUUUCGCGCUCCAGUUCUUGUGGCACAUAGCCGUCCUUUACGUCCUGGUCACGAGACAGUACGCCAUACCCGGAACUAAGUCCUUGUCGACUCUGGCUACGAGGGCUGCGCAGAAGCUCGGCUACGGGGGACUGCCGGACACGGAUCGGCUCAUGCAGUGGGCGAUCAAUUUAAGCAUAUGUGCGUUCCCAUGGAACCCGCGGUUCAAGCAGACGAUUCGCGGGUUCACAGCACAUCUGCUUGGAUUCCGGCACUGGUAUACAUAUCAGCUGCUGAUACUCAUGAUACGAUGUGUCAGCCUCACCAUGGCACAGUAUAGCUCCUCGAAAGGAUUGCCCACCGCGACACAGUUAGGCGCACAAUCCGCUAUCCUGCUUCUAACGCUUUAUGUGUAUCACACGUCAAGAAAAUCCAUUCGCACAGACAUGACACCUCUGUUCCCCAAAAUUUCGCGGGCUACCAGCUCUCAGGGAUCUGCAAGCAGGUUAGAACCACGCCGCGAUCCCAACGACCUCGGGAAUAUUCUAGACGAGAUCUCCCAAUCGCCUGUAGAAGCGCACGCUAGGCCUAUCCACCACUCGCCUCAGGGGUCGAGCGGUCGUCGCGCCGCUGUCACGGCCGAUGGAGCCUCUAGUAGCUUCAGUGGCAGAUCGCGGGAGAAUCCCGGUGCUAGACUUACCUUCGGCGCCCUGAACUUGGCUGAUUCAGCCGGUCUGGAGAAGCCCGAGUCUCAACAGCUCCAGGCCCAGCCUCGAGCCGUUCACUACGAGGAGGAAAUGGAUUGGACGCCGUCUGCUUCGCAAUACCGAGCCUUCAGCUCCUAUAACCCAUAUAAGAUCAAAAACACCAACCCGCGCUUCAACGACACGCCGAUUGAGCCCAAGCCUGGUCCGAUUUGGUAUAAGGUCCCGCCAGCGCCGACAACACCCGCACAGAGGUUGCGUAACCCCCCAAUGCGUCCGAUCAUCAGAGAAAGCCCGAAGGAGACGAAGGAGAACUUCUUUAAAAGCACCAGUCGCGGCCCUGUGGAUUUAGCCUCGUCAAGCCGGGGGAGCUUGUCGGACAUCACGUUUGCCGAACCCACCUUCUUCGCACCGCAGGUUGAGGACGACCCCAGGGACAACCUCUCGAAUAUGUUUGCGAACUCGUUUAGCAUUAGCCCUAGCCCCGACGACGAAGCAUUUCGGAGACCGAGGUCGGCGGCGCAAAACACCCGCUCUCGAGAAAGCAACGGCGACGUAGAAGGGGGGUCACAGAAUCAUCGCGUAACACGCAUAGUUGAGCUGUCUGUGCUCGCCGGGGCGUCCUACGCCUGGCUUCUGGGUUUGGGCACAGACGAACAGUAUGGGCUCAGCCUUACUCUGGCUUCCGUCAUCGCCUGUCUCAUCACCUCUAUCCGGCUCGCAGCCGAUCUUCAGGCUGAAGCGCAACUGCAAGGAGGAAGCCGGCCGUCAUCAUUUGCCAUGUCACGGGUGAAUCUGGCGCUGGCGCAAGUGAUGACCACCCUCGUCCUCACAUGGGCUAUCUGGUCAGGGGGGCAAGCAAGUAACUUCUGGUGCAUGUACGGCAACGCCCACUUUGCUCUAGCGAUCUUUCAGCACGCUUGGCACUCGUUUGCGUAG